AUGAAAACCUUAUAUUCCCUGAGGAGGUUCUACCACGUGGAAACGCUCUUUAAUGGAACUUUAGCUUUAGCUGGUCGUGACCAAGAAACCACCGGUUUCGCUUGGUGGGCCGGGAAUGCCCGACUUAUCAAUUUAUCUGGUAAACUAUUGGGAGCUCAUGUAGCCCAUGCCGGAUUAAUCGUAUUCUGGGCCGGAGCAAUGAACUUAUUUGAAGUGGCCCAUUUUGUACCCGAAAAGCCCAUGUAUGAACAAGGAUUAAUUUUACUUCCCCACCUAGCCACUUUAGGAUGGGGGGUAGGUCCUGGGGGAGAAGUUAUAGACACCUUUCCGUACUUUGUAUCUGGAGUACUUCACUUAAUUUCUUCUGCAGUUUUGGGCUUUGGCGGUAUUUAUCAUGCACUUCUGGGACCCGAAACUCUUGAAGAAUCUUUUCCCUUUUUCGGUUAUGUAUGGAAAGAUAGAAAUAAAAUGACCACCAUUUUGGGUAUUCACUUAAUUUUGUUAGGUGUAGGUGCCUUUCUUCUAGUAUUCAAGGCUCUCUAUUUUGGGGGCGUAUAUGAUACCUGGGCUCCGGGAGGGGGGGAUGUAAGAAAAAUUACAAACUUGACUCUUAGCCCAAGUGUUAUAUUUGGUUAUUUACUAAAAUCUCCCUUUGGGGGAGAAGGAUGGAUUGUUAGUGUGGACGAUUUGGAAGAUAUAAUUGGAGGGCAUGUAUGGUUAGGUUCCAUUUGUAUAUUUGGUGGAAUCUGGCAUAUCUUAACCAAGCCUUUUGCAUGGGCUCGCCGCGCACUUGUAUGGUCUGGGGAGGCUUACUUGUCUUAUAGUUUAGCUGCUUUAUCUGUUUGUGGUUUCAUUGCUUGUUGUUUUGUCUGGUUUAAUAAUACCGCUUACCCUAGUGAGUUUUACGGACCUACGGGGCCAGAAGCUUCUCAAGCUCAAGCAUUUACUUUUCUAGUUAGAGACCAACGUCUUGGAGCUAACGUGGGGUCUGCUCAAGGACCUACAGGUUUAGGUAAAUACUUAAUGCGUUCUCCGACUGGAGAAGUUAUUUUUGGAGGAGAAACAAUGCGCUUUUGGGAUCUGCGUGCUCCCUGGUUAGAACCUUUAAGGGGUCCUAACGGUUUGGACUUGAGUAGGUUGAAAAAAGACAUACAACCUUGGCAAGAACGACGUUCGGCAGAAUAUAUGACUCAUGCUCCUUUAGGUUCCUUAAAUUCUGUAGGGGGCGUAGCUACUGAGAUCAAUGCAGUCAAUUAUGUCUCCCCGAGAAGUUGGUUAUCUACCUCUCAUUUUGUUCUAGGAUUUUUCCUAUUCGUGGGUCAUUUAUGGCACGCGGGAAGGGCUCGGGCAGCGGCAGCGGGAUUUGAAAAAGGAAUUGAUCGUGAUUUUGAACCUGUUCUUUCCAUGACUCCUCUUAACUAA
Arabidopsis lyrata subsp. lyrata is the source of this 1422-nucleotide messenger RNA. Lineage: Eukaryota; Viridiplantae; Streptophyta; Magnoliopsida; Brassicales; Brassicaceae. The record is from the annotation of a RefSeq genome assembly.